Molecule: messenger RNA, 525 nt
Organism: Penicillium odoratum
Lineage: Eukaryota; Fungi; Ascomycota; Eurotiomycetes; Eurotiales; Aspergillaceae
Exons: 1
Coding region: 1-525 (174 amino acids)
Source: RefSeq, a predicted model, not a curated record
AUGAAUGGUUUAUCCUCAACCUCGUCUAGCGCGAAGUGGUUAUCCUCAUCCUCGUCUAGCAUGAACGUCCGCUAUUGUCCGAUAAAUACCGUUCCUUCCAUUGCGCAACGCUAUCUGGGCUCUCCUACCCAUCCAAUUCGUCCUAAAAUUGUGCACAUGUGGAAGACGCGUGAUAAGAAUACUCUGUGGUGGAGGGUAUCGGUAGCACCUCUCAAAAAUGCUAAACGAGUUGUUCGUUCUUGGUGCGCACGCAGAGCGCGACUCGCCUUUCAAGAGGCGUUGAGAAACCAAGGCUAUGACGAUCUGGGUAUUCCGCUAAAGGAUUCGCCCACACCCCGCAAGCACAAUCUCACAGGCUCAUUGGAGCUUACACUUCGUCCUGGAUGCAUCAACCGUGAUUUCAAGGUAGUCCAGCGAGAUGCCCAUUACCUCCUACGGAAUGUUCUGCAACAACGGUCCGCGGAUUUCGAAAACAGGGCGAAGGAAGUCGCAAGGCAUCCGAGGCUUUGGAAGGACAAGGCUUGA